UUGCACAACAAACAAAAGGAAGGCGCCACCUAGUGGCACUAUAUGUUAUAGACCUGACUGUUACAAUACCUACUCGAAGAAAACAAAACCAUCCGAUGCAUCCUCGAUGAAACCAUGGACCUAUCAAAGAAUGAUGAAACCAUAGAUAUAUAUAUAUAUCUAUGGAUGAAACGGCCAAUUGAAGAACGCGUCGAGAACACUUCCGGGUUUUACGACAGUACUUGACUUGAUGCGUACUUUGAAUUGGUACAGUAGGCCUACUUGGGCUACUGAUGGCGUUUCACAAGAAAGCAAAUACACAAGUACAGAAAAUAACGCGAAUUGAGAAACAUCUCAUGUUCCUGGCAGCCAUGUUAUGAGUGGAAGCCUGCACAUGUAUUUCUUCAAUAUUAUACAAUCAGUAUUGCACCCCAACAUGGAAUUAUACAGCUUCUAGUGCAGACCUUCCAUUUGUACCUGAACGCACCAGUCCCAUGGUUGUACCAAAACGUUUAUCUCUAGGUUGGUCGUUUGAAAUAAUUUGGGGUAGCAAACAUUGUUUUUUUGUUUGCUAAGUUAACUUAUAAUCUAAUAGAUAUCUGAUCUGUGAAUUGAAUACAACGCAGACUACUGAGAAAUUAUGAAAUAGUAUUUAUACGAUACUUCCGAUUGCACUUGAAGGGAGCAUAAUUGCCAAGCGUCAGUAGCAUCAUAAUCACGCAUCCACGAAGGACACCGUUACUGAUGAUUGUGAUGCCUUUGUGAAGAAUGCAUGAAGCCUAUGCCGAAGAAGUCCUGCAGUUAGCAGCGAAGACUGAGCCCCCGAGACCUCUCUCCAGUCUGAAGCUGAUCUGCAUCCGUGUGGCUAGUCGACAUGUAGCUGACAUUGACGUGGACGCUCUCAUAGGGCUCCCUGUGUCUCUGAUAAAGGACCUUCUGCCUCAGCUGAGUAUAUAUGACCUCAUAAGGCUCCAGCCAGCCCUGAAUCAAAGAGGAAUAUCUACUCAAUCAGCCUGGGUUCUGAUACUACAAGACAUUAAAGGUGCCCACCGUGUUCUAGACUUGCAUUCAGAAGAUGGAAGUAAGCAGGAAGCAAUGGAUACAUGUUUUCAGUUAAUGUUUUAUGGCUUCAAAUACAAAGGGGUUGCCAAACAAAUUUUUAAUGUCAAUAUCACCACCUUGUUCUUGGUCAUGGCCAAGUACAUCAAACGAUUCUACCUUAGACCCUCCCAAUUCCUUCAAACAUUUGCCAAAGAGCAGAGAGCUCUGUUGACCAUUUUAGAGGGUAGUGUAGACAUUGUAGAUGUUAAACACCACAAAGAUUUGUUGAAAACUGAAUCGCAGUUUGCAUUAUAUGUGCUGCAUAGGCUCCUCGACCACGGGCAGGCCAAAGAGCUUAUCAUAUAUGGCCUAGAUCCAGCCAUGCUUAACUGGAUUCUUCAGGACAGGGGAUCUCGGCAUGCAGAUCAGCAGCUGACCUCUGUUCCCAGGUCAAGCUUAGUUGCAAACCCAACAGCAGCAGCUGACAAUAUUGCAACAUGCACAUAUGUUGAUCUGGAAAACGAGGAAGACGUUUCGCCGUGCAAACGCCCAAAGUUGGAUGACACAUUCCGGGAACGGGGGGCGGAAACACUGCAGUCCCCUGUGGAGCCAGAGCUGCUUUGUCAAGCCUUCGCUCUCUACGGCAGCUGUCUGACCGGCUCGUGUCCCCGUGGACAGAUCUGUUCAUUGCAGAUACGGGAGUGUGGAAGGAGCACACUCGGUGUGCUUGUUCCUUUUCUACCCACAUGGCUCUGCCUCCGUUCUCUGACUAUACAAAGCUGCUGGAUCUUCAGGGUGUCUGAGGUGAAGUCGUUGGCCAAAUCUCUCAAACAGCUGUGGCAGACAUCCAGGAGCUCCCUGGUGGAUCUGGGCAUGGCUGUCCUGCCCCAGAGCGCCCUCAUGGCGCUGCUGCUGGACGCCUGCCCUGGCCUGCAUUCACUGUCCCUGGAGAUCCAUCCGCUGGAUGUGGAUCCCGGACCACAUGGAUCUGGGAUGACCCAUGAGCCCACUUACCCCAAAGAGUUGUCUCUAAGGAAACUGUCUGUGAAAGUCCCCCAAGUGAUGGCAGACAUACACAGCAUUACAGCAGUGUUGAAGCACUCUCCCCAUCUCACGUCGCUUCACAUCUCCGGGAUCAGGCUGCCCAAUUCCUCUUCCCACCGGGAUCUCCUAACUAGCAUCUCAGAGUCCAACCAUCGCCUGCGAACUCUCCACUUGGAGGACCUUAACCUAGCUGAUUGCCACCAAGACAUCUUGAAUCUUCUGCGAAACUGCAUGUUGGAAGAGCUGUCGUUGAAGGAUUGCAGGCUGCUCGAAAGGUGCAGUGACAGAGAGUCCUAUUUACAACAAUUUAUAGAUUCCCUGAAGCAAGUGCGUUCCCUUCGGUCCCUCGACCUGUCGCAGAAUCGCCUCGCAAAGAGCGCCCCAACGCUUGCAGAGCUCUUCACGGGAUCGCCUGCCAGUGCGGUGAAAAGGCUGGACAUAAGCUCGAACUUUAUACAGCCAGCUGAGCUGUUGGAGUUGGGACAGCGGCUGCAGAUGCAUCCCCCACAGCAGCGACUGACCCUUGACCUCAGGAAGAACCCUUGGGACCGUGACCGAGAGACCUGGCAUGAUGCACUGCAGACACUUCGCCCACUCUGUGACUUUCAGACUGAUGGAUGGAAAUCCAGAAACACAAUGGCUGACCACAUAAGCAAUAUGUGAAACAAAACUGGUGGCCAAAUAUGUACUCCCCAAAAAACUUUUUGGAAAGACCUGUUUUGUAGAAAGACCAAUCAAAAUGGUUUCAGUUUUUUUGGAGAUAUUUCAAUGAGAAUGUGAGGAGCUAAGAAUCUGUAGCUCUCACAUCCACCCCUUGCCCCUUUUCUUAAAGUGUCCCAUGACAUGCCACCAGGUGUGGUGUGAUUAGCCGUUACAAGUCGUUUUGGAAAGCUGCCCCUUAUGACAUCACAGGUGGGCGUGUCCACCUAGAUGUGACAGAUAGAUGAGCAACGUUUGCUACAGUCCACUGGGUAGGCUGGUAGACUGAUCUAUCAAGCACACAUCUAGGUGGACACGCCCACCUGUGAUGUCAUAAGGGGCAGAUUUCCUAAACUGCUUGUAACGGCUAAUCACACCACACAAGGGGUAAAAAUGCAAUUAAUUGCUCACUCGUUUUUCUGUAAUGGAAUGGUACUCAGCAAUAAAACAUGAAUGUUGACAUA
Gadus macrocephalus (Pacific cod) is the source of this 3227-nucleotide messenger RNA. RefSeq names its product leucine rich repeat containing 41 (gene lrrc41). The transcript has 10 exons. Gene Ontology annotation, molecular function: protein binding. The record is from RefSeq and is a predicted model, not a curated record. The coding region runs from base 748 to 2727 and encodes 659 amino acids. Lineage: Eukaryota; Metazoa; Chordata; Actinopteri; Gadiformes; Gadidae.